This is a messenger RNA of Mercenaria mercenaria, 763 nucleotides long. RefSeq lists its product as uncharacterized. Gene Ontology annotation, molecular function: DNA binding. Bases 14 to 556 code for a protein of 180 amino acids. Gene Ontology annotation, biological process: DNA recombination; DNA integration. The transcript is spliced from 2 exons. Lineage: Eukaryota; Metazoa; Mollusca; Bivalvia; Venerida; Veneridae. The record is from RefSeq and is a predicted model, not a curated record.
CUUGAAGGCUUUUAUGGCGCACUGUGACCCAAAUGCUGAAAAGCUGUUUUGCCAAGUAAACAAACUAGCUUUGGAGGCUCCAGAUGUUUGUCAGAUUUGGUACAACACUAAACCUGUCAGCACCAAACAAUUCACCAGUUUUAUGGGCGACAUUUCUAGAAAUGCAGGUCUUGACACACGAUACACCGCACACUGCCUUCGUGCUACUGCAACCCAGGGUCUGGAUGAUGCCGGAUGUGAGAUCCGGCAUAUAAUGUUUAUGACCGGACAUCGUAACGAGGCAUCUGUUCGGUCGUACAGCAGAGGAACGACAACAGAGCAGAAAAUGAAGAUGUCUAAAAUCCUCACCGAAUUAUCAACUGGCUCCAGGGAAAAUUCUCAGCUAAAUUCAUGUGCAGUUCCGGUUCCCAGUUCGGAUGGUCCAAAUCCAACCUAUGAAAAUAAAAAAAUCACCAUGUGUCAACAAGAUUCCGGAACGGGAAUGUUUAAUCCGUCUUCGUGCACGUUUAGCAACUGCACAUUCACUCUGCAAAGUAGCCUUAAUACUCCAAAUUAAGUUCAGAUUUUUCAUUUCAGUUAAAAAAAAACACUGAAAACACAAACACAAUUUCAAUUUGUGAACAGAUUCUGAAAUAUGUUCACUUUGUUACAUGUUACAAUUCAUUGUUCCAUUGUUUAAAUGUUCCAUACAAGAUCGAAUUUCCAGAACACGGGUACAUAAUACCUGUUGACCUGUUCACAUAAUAUAAAUUGAUAUAAACUC